AUGCCAUCUCUCAACCCUAUCAUCACCGCACUGCAAGUGCUCGCACUGUCUUCAGUCGGCCUUAGCACUGUACUCCCUAUUGUUGGGCCUAAACACUACGAUGUAUCCAUCACCACCUUCGCCCUGAACGAUUCCUCCCGUCUUGACCCCUUCGCCAAAGACAACCGCACUCGCGCCAUAAUGGCAUCCACAUACCUCCCAGUAUCCAGCUGUAGCACCAAAAAGGCCGAGAAAUACAUGCCCCCAGCAACAGCGGCUUUUCAAAACGAUAAAUUCGGCGCCUAUGGUCUUCCCAAUGGGUCCUUCAGUGCCCUUGAAGUCGAGACGUGCGCCAGUGCCACAAAGUCCAAAUCUUGCAACACCAAUCAACUCCCACUCCAGCUGGCUACAUCGUCGUCUCCCUGGACCACCCGUACGACACCGACUUCAUCGAGUUCCCCGAUGGCAGCACCGUCACCGCCAUCGACAUAG
Molecule: messenger RNA, 471 nt
Organism: Plenodomus lingam JN3
Lineage: Eukaryota; Fungi; Ascomycota; Dothideomycetes; Pleosporales; Leptosphaeriaceae
Source: RefSeq, a predicted model, not a curated record